Molecule: messenger RNA, 576 nt
Organism: Stegodyphus dumicola
Lineage: Eukaryota; Metazoa; Arthropoda; Arachnida; Araneae; Eresidae
Source: RefSeq, a predicted model, not a curated record
AUGCAGAGAGUUGUUGCUUGGUGUUUAAGGUUUAUAAGAAAUGUGAGGGGGAAUAGGAUUUUAAGUCCCUUCUUAGAAACAAGCGAACUAAAAGAAGAGCAUGAUAUUAUAAUCAAACUAGUCCAAAGAACUGAGUAUAAAAAGGAAAUAGCUACUUUAGAGAAAGCGAGAGUGUUAAAGAAAAUUUCUUUAAUUUCUCUAAACCUGUUUUUAGACAACAGUGGCGUACUACGUGUAGGAGGAAGUUUAAGAAAUGCCAGCUUAUUAGAAUCUGUGAAACAUCAAAUAAUAUUGCCUAAGAAUCAUCCUGUUGCAAAAUUAUUAGUGCUAUUUUAUCAUCUUAAUUAUAUGCAUGCUGGCGUACAAUUAGUUAACUCUGCAAUGAAACAAAAAUAUUGGAUUAUAGGAGCAAAAACUGCAAUACGCAGAGAAAUAAGGAAGUGCGUUAUCUGUGCCAGAUUUUGCUCUGAAUUUUCGAAACAAAUGAUGGCUGACUUACCUUCUGAGAGAAUGAAUCCCGGAAGACCAUUUCUUAGAUCAGGAACUGAUUUUCGAGACCUUCUUGAUCAGCCCUAG